AUGGCACGCCAAAUCUUUGCUUUUGCUUUGGUCUUAAUUGCUUUAAUCGGGUUGGUUUCCGCUGCCAAUGAUGCUGAUAGUACACCACUUGGUCCCGCCAUUGCAUCCACCAUACCAGAUGUUAAAAUCAUCGGUACCAUUGAUGACGCAAGUGCACCAUCUCCGAAUGCUGCUGCUAUUGAUGUUGUUGCUACCCCUCUUGGCAGUGGGCCGGAUGCUAAAAAUUUUGCUCCUCCUCCUAGUGAUGCAACCACUGUUGGUGUCUCCACCAUACAGGCAGCGGCCAUCACCGGGGCAGUUGUCAUAGCUGGCUACUUCGUCUUCUAA
Hibiscus syriacus is the source of this 327-nucleotide messenger RNA. RefSeq names its product anther-specific protein BCP1-like. The record is from RefSeq and is a predicted model, not a curated record. Bases 1 to 327 code for a protein of 108 amino acids. NCBI's taxonomy places the organism in Eukaryota, Viridiplantae, Streptophyta, Magnoliopsida, Malvales, Malvaceae. The transcript has a single exon.